UCUAACAUCGAACGCUCCCUUUUGUCUAUGCUCCUGCUUUGGAUAUAAGACACAUUAUUACCGUUGUUAUUAUGGAAUUUUCUGUUCAUUCAUAGAUUUAUAACACAAUCUUGUUUCUCAUAAAGCCUCUCCGCAGUCUAAAUCAAACCUCCGAUACGCAGGUACAGGCUCUACUCAUCAGUGGUGGAUCUAUAAGCGACAUCAAAUAAACCUACAUAAUAAGCACAUAAGGUUUCGGAGCCUUCGAGAUGUUAUUCAUUUCAUGGUAACAUUCCCUGAUAAACUUCAUCAACCAAUCAUUAUUGCUCGAAACUUGUUUCUCGACAUCAUCAUCAACAUCACGUUCGCCUCAGCUUUGACUUACCCCUCUCAGCUCUCGCAUCGGAAACUAGAUCCGUAGGCCUAGACUGAACUUGUACAUAUCAACUCAUUCACGAUGAACGUACGGCCACCGAUCGAGGCUUCUAGCACUGAGGCUGUACUGUCUGUCUCUUUCAAUAACGAUGCAAGUUGCUUUUCUGUAGGCCUUGGCUCAGGUAUCUGUAUCUUCCACACAAAGUCAUGCCUUCUCAAGGCUUCAAGAGAUUUCAACGCUGGCAUCGGCCUCGUUCAAAUGAUGGGUACAACCAACUACCUUGCUCUUGUUGGUGGCGGCAGGUCGCCCAAGUUUGCCAUGAACAAGGCUAUAAUAUGGGACGACAUGAAGGGCAAAGUUGCCUUGGAAAUCACAGCAUUGACAGCAAUUCGUGGCGUCCAACUGGGUAGGGAGCGCAUCGCUGUUGUCCUGCAAAAUAGCGUGCGCGUCUACUCGUUCGCCAAACCUCCGGAUUUACUUCAUGUUUACGAAACUGCAGAUAAUCUCCUCGGUCUUUGCUGUCUUUCUGAGAAGAAGCUUGCCUUCCCCGGCCGAACUGCUGGACAGAUACAACUGAUCGAGUUGGCGACCGGGAAUGUCAGCAUCAUUCCGGCCCACUCUUCAGCCCUCAAGGCCAUUGCAUUGAGCCCAGAUGGCGAACUUCUGGCCAGUGCAAGCGAAACAGGUACACUAAUCCGUGUUUACGCUACAAGCAACUGUGCCAGGCUUGCUGAACUUCGGCGUGGCAUUGAUCCUGCGACUAUCUUUUCUCUCGCCUUCUCACCUUGCGGAACGAUGCUUGCCUGUACCUCUGACAAGUCCACCCUUCACAUCUUCGACGUACCACAUCCGCGAAAGCCAGGAAUGAGCCGAAGUCAACAGCUCGGCGCUUCUGGAUCAGACCCCGGUGACGGGACGGGGAAGUGGGGUAUCCUCAGCAAGAUUCCACUGAUGCCUCGAGUCUUUUCCGACGUCUACUCUUUCAGCUCAGCGCCUUUUGAGGCUGGUGAUGAAGCUGCUAUAGGGGGCAUUUCUUUCUCAGAGAGCACUGUUCUAGGAACAUCACGGCCUCCAAAGGGCGUCAUUGGCUGGAUCGGCGAUGAUAGUCUUGUUGUUAUAGGAGCUGGGCAUGAUGCACGAUGGGAGAAGUUCAUUAUUGUUGACGGCGAAGAUGGAAAGCGACACUGCGUAAGGGAAGGCUGGAAGCGUUAUUUGGGCAACACAUGAGCCAAGUGAGGCCCUGCUACAAGGCAAGCUAAUGAUCACAAGGGAUACGACUCUUAAUGCUGGGCAAACUUGGGAUGGGCGUUUGAGGGGUUCAGGAUAAGUAGAGCUACUUUGAACCGAG
Fusarium oxysporum Fo47 is the source of this 1703-nucleotide messenger RNA. Its product is annotated as phosphatidylinositol-3,5-bisphosphate binding protein HSV2. The coding region runs from base 437 to 1582 and encodes 381 amino acids. Gene Ontology annotation, molecular function: phosphatidylinositol-3-phosphate binding; phosphatidylinositol-3,5-bisphosphate binding; protein binding. Gene Ontology annotation, biological process: protein lipidation; nucleophagy; autophagy of mitochondrion. NCBI's taxonomy places the organism in Eukaryota, Fungi, Ascomycota, Sordariomycetes, Hypocreales, Nectriaceae. The record is from RefSeq and is a predicted model, not a curated record. Gene Ontology annotation, cellular component: cytosol; phagophore assembly site membrane; extrinsic component of membrane. The transcript is spliced from 4 exons.